Coffea eugenioides is the source of this 2655-nucleotide messenger RNA. Its product is annotated as MDIS1-interacting receptor like kinase 2-like. The record is from RefSeq and is a predicted model, not a curated record. The transcript has 3 exons. Gene Ontology annotation, molecular function: ATP binding; protein binding; protein kinase activity. Bases 1 to 2655 code for a protein of 884 amino acids. Gene Ontology annotation, biological process: protein phosphorylation. NCBI's taxonomy places the organism in Eukaryota, Viridiplantae, Streptophyta, Magnoliopsida, Gentianales, Rubiaceae.
AUGAAUGAACUUUUUGGCAGCAUACCGCCCCAGAUUGGUAAUCUUUCCAAGCUCAUUUAUCUCGAUUUCUCGUUCAAUCAGCUGUCACAAGAAAUCCCACCUGAAAUUGGCUUGUUACGAAAUCUUCAAGUCCUCCAUCUGAACGAAAAUCAAUUGUCUGGUCCAAUUCCUGAGGAAUUAAGCCAUUUAGUCUGUCUUACUGAGCUUGUUUUGAAUACCAAUAACAUCAGUGGCACCAUUUCAUCUUCCUUUGCAAAUCUGAGAAACUUGACAUACUUGUCUUUAUAUGAAAACCUAUUAUCAGGUUCCAUUCCUCCAGAAAUAGGAAACCUAUCCAAUCUUGUCACUGCUUUUUUGAGCUCUAACCUUCUAACAGGUUCAAUUCCACCUGUUCUAGGUAACCUCAAUAAGUUGGAGACCUUGUUCCUUUUCCAAAAUGAUCUGUCUGGUCCCAUUCCAGUUGAGUUAGGGCAGUUGAAAUCACUUCAAAGUUUGAGCUUGUUUGGAAAUAAUCUCAUUGGCACAAUCCCAACAUCACUGGGUAAUCUGACGAAUUUGACUGUCCUCCAUCUCUAUGAUAACCAACUCUCAGGCUCCAUUCCUGAAGAGUUGGGCAACCUAGAGCUACUUACAGAUUUGGAACUAGACAGGAAUGAACUGAACGGUUCUAUUCCUAAAUCAUUUGGUGAUCUGAGCAACCUGGAAUUUCUGUUUCUCCGUGAAAACCAGCUUUCUGGUUCCAUUCCAGAGGAGCUUGGGAAGUUGGCAAAGUUGGCUGUGAUGGAGAUGGAUACAAAUCAAUUCUCUGGUCAUCUGCCGGAACAUCUUUGCCAAAAUGGAACACUUCAGAACUUCACGGUAAGCAACAACAAGCUGAUAGGACCAAUCCCUAUAAGCUUGAAAAAUUGCUCAAGUUUAUUUAGAGCUCGAUUUGAGGGAAACAGGCUGACUGGGAAUCUGUCAGAGAUGUUUGCUCUUUUGCUUGCCGACAAUCACAUCACAGGUCAGAUCCCUUCAGAACUGGGAAAUGCAUCUCAACUUCAUGCACUCGAUCUUUCUUCCAAUGACUUUACAGGGGAAAUUCCAAACCAAGUUAUGAUUCUGGCUUCCAUGCUCAAUCUAAAUCUACAAAAUAACCAACUUUUUGGCAAUAUACCGGAAGAAGUCAGUUUGCUCAAAAAUCUGCUUUACCUUGACCUGUCACGAAAUUUCUUGCGUGGAUCUAUCCCACAAACUUUAGGAGGUUACCAACAAUUGUUUUACCUGAAUUUGAGCAACAACAACUUAAGUCAACAGAUUCCACCUCAGAUGGGUAAGUUAACUCGACUUUCUGUCUUGGAUCUGAGUCAUAAUCACAUCACAGGAGAAAUACCACCUGAGUUCAGAAGUUUUCAGAGCCUAGAGAUAUUGGAUAUUUCCCAUAACAAUCUCUCUGGUUUCCUUCCAAAUGCUUUGGCUGAACUGCCUGGUUAUUUGCAUAUUGACAUAUCUUUCAAUAAUUUAGAAGGUCCAAUUCCUUAUGGCAGAGCCUUUAAAAAUAUCACCAUAGAAGAAUUGAGGGGAAACAAAGGUUUGUGCGGUAAUAUUACUGGUUUACAAGCAUGUAGAAGUCCUCAAUUGAGUAUGAAGCGUGUAAAGGAUAAGGGGUUGAAUCUUGUUCUCGUAAUUGUGCUCCCUCUUCUAGGAUCGCUAAUUCUUCUUUGUGCAUUCUUUGGAGCCCUUAAAAUAUGUCGACAAAGGGAAAGAAAAACCACUGAGAAUGUAGUGGAUGCUGAUUUGUUUUCCAUAUCAACAUUUGAUGGCAAAGCAAUGUACAGAGAAAUAUUAAAAGCAACAGAAGAUUUCAGCGAAAUAUUCUGCAUUGGGGAAGGAGGUUAUGGAAGUGUUUACAAGGCAAUGCUCCCACCUGGUAACUUGGUAGCUGUAAAGAGACUUCAUCUGCUGCCGGAGAAGGUGUACUUCAACAGUUUCUUAAAUGAGAUAAGAGCCUUGACAAACAUCAAGCACAGAAACAUUGUUAAACUCUACGGUUUCUGCUCAAAUUCCACAAACUCCUUUUUGGUCUAUGAGUACCUUGAGCGAGGUAGCUUGGCCAAAAUUUUCAGCAUGGAAGAAGAAGCAAAGGAACUAGACUGGGAAAAGAGGGUGAACAUCAUCAAAGGCGUGGCUCAUGCCCUAUCUUACAUGCAUCAUGAUUGCACGCCUUCAAUAGUUCAUCGGGACAUUUCAAGCAACAAUGUGUUGCUUGAUUCAGAAUAUGAGGCUCGUGUUUCAGACUUUGGCACUGCUAAAUUUCUCAGGAAGGAUUCAUCUAACUGGACUACUCUUGCUGGCACGUUAGGAUAUGUCGCGCCAGAGCUUGCUUAUACAAUGAGUGUCACUGAAAAGUGUGAUGUUUAUAGCUUUGGGGACCUGACAUUGGAAAUAAUCAAAGGGAAGCACCCUGGUGAAUUAGUUGUCCAUCUGUUGUCUUCAACACCUGGAGAUAUAGAACUAAAAGACUUGUUGGACCGGAGACUUUCGCAUCCCACACAAGAAAUUGAAAAGAUUCUGAUAUCAACCGUCAAACUAGCAAAGGCAUGUUUACAUGUGAAUCCAAAAUCUAGGCCAACUAUGCACAUUGUUUCGAGUUUGUUACCUGUGGGUGCACCGUGA